Molecule: messenger RNA, 1130 nt
Organism: Rattus norvegicus (Norway rat)
Lineage: Eukaryota; Metazoa; Chordata; Mammalia; Rodentia; Muridae
Gene: Prss42
Product: serine protease 42
Exons: 5
Coding region: 1-1023 (340 amino acids)
Biological process (GO): proteolysis
Molecular function (GO): hydrolase activity; peptidase activity; serine-type endopeptidase activity
Source: RefSeq, marked provisional
AUGGCGUCCGGAGGUGGCUCCCUGGGCUUCGUAGCCUGCCUCUUGCUGCUUCAGCCGAAGCCCUGCGAGGCCUGGGCAGCUGCCUCCAUACUCUCUACUUCCGGUUUCCCCUCAGGGCUCAGUGAAUCUCCGGGGGAAAACUCACCGCCACCUACCCCGGUGCACACGUCCAAAGUGGCCUCCCAGGGGUCUACCACCCGCUUUCCUUUCACGAACUUUUCCAUAGUGUGUGGCCAACCCUUGAUGAAAAUCAUGGGAGGGGUGGAUGCGGAAGAGGGAAAGUGGCCCUGGCAAGUGAGCCUUCGGGUCAGACACAUGCACGUCUGCGGAGGAUCCCUCCUCAACUCCCAAUGGGUGCUGACUGCGGCUCAUUGCAUACACAGCCGAGUCCAGUACAACGUCAAGAUGGGCGAUCGGAGUGUCUACCGGCAAAAUACAAGUCUGGUGAUUCCCAUCCAGAACAUCUUUGUCCACCCUAAGUUCUCAACAACUACCGUUGUCCAAAAUGACAUUGCCCUUCUCAAGCUCCAACAGCCCGUGAAUUUCACCUCUAGCAUCCAUCCUAUUUGUGUCCCUACGGGGACUUUUCAUGUGAAAGCGGGAACCAAAUGCUGGGUGACAGGAUGGGGCAAACCAGAUCCAGGUGCACCACAAAUUCCGACAGAAAUUCUCCAGGAGGUGGACCAAAGCAUCAUCCUUUAUGAGGAAUGUAAUGAGAUGUUGAAGAAAAUGGCAUCGACUUCUGUUGAUCUUGUCAAGAGAGGCAUGGUCUGUGCUUACAAAGAAGGAGGAAAGGAUGCUUGCCAGGGGGAUUCUGGAGGCCCGUUGUCCUGUGAAUUUGAUAACAGAUGGGUGCAGAUAGGAGUUGUGAGCUGGGGCAUUGGCUGUGGUCGCAAAGGACACCCUGGAGUUUAUACAGACGUUGCCUUCUACAACAAGUGGCUAAUCACCGUGGUGAACCAGACUGCUUGUUUGCAUCCAGUGGUCUUCCUCAUCUUACUGCUGUGUUUGCUGACCUUGUGACAUCCUGUGGACAUGGUGAUGGCUCAUCUCAUUCCCAUCCUCUCUCGGAGCCCCUCUCGACUGACCUUCCCAAUACCCUUUCUUCAAAUCCUAUUUGAGGAUCCCUU